UUAUUAUCUGUGGUUCAGUCUAAGCCAACAGACAGUCUAAUAAAAUUAUAAUAUACAGAAAGUUGUUUUAAGCUUUCUUUACGUCUGUUUACAGUCUGUCACUCACCAUCUACAAUCGUGCUAUUUUUCAGUAAAUUUAAAUAACUAACAAACUAAAUAACCAUGGGGAAGGGCUUCAACAAUUAUAUGUGUAAAAAAUUCUUUCAUCCUGCCUCCAGAGAUAACUUGAAAAGGGUAUGGAUGGCUGAACAGAAAACUGAAGCAUAUAAGAAGAAACAAGAAGAAUUACGUGUACAAUAUGAAAAAGAACAAGAACUUCAUGAAAACAAAGCAUUGCUGAGCAAGGAUAGCAAAGAUAAAUUGAGCUUGAACUUUAUGUACGAACCUCCACCAGGAGUAAAAAAAGAACGUGAACGUGAGGAUAAUGAACCAGAGUACAAAUUUGAGUGGCAACGUAAAUACAAUGCGCCCAGAGAGAGCUACUGCAAGGGUGAUAAUGAAAUUCGAGACCAGCCAUUUGGUAUAUUGGUCAGGAAUGUAAGAUGUAUCAAGUGUCACAAAUGGGGACAUAUAAACACAGACAAAGAAUGCUCUAUGUAUUCACUGUCAAUGAGUGAGGCUCGUGCCUUGCAAGCGUCCACUUCAGCACCUGAAGAAGAGGAAGAAAAACCAGAUGUGCCCACACUGAUGCAGCAUAUGCGGGACUCUGGGCUAGUUAUGAAGCCAGGUGCAAUGCCACUAGCUGCCACAAAGAUUGAAGACAAUGACACAACAAGCUUGACUGAAAUGGAUCUUAUUAGCCAAUUAUCUAAGAAACAGAAGAAAAAGCUUUUGAAGAAACUUGAGAAACUGGAAAAGAAAAAGGAUAAAAAACAUAAACAUAAGUCUAAACGUUAAGUUUGUUAAUGUCAGCAAACAUUUUCACUUGAUAUAUAAGAUACCUAAUAAUAUAUGUAUUGGCCAAUA
Messenger RNA from Amyelois transitella, 966 nucleotides. RefSeq names its product corepressor interacting with RBPJ 1. Bases 163 to 897 code for a protein of 244 amino acids. Gene Ontology annotation, cellular component: nucleus. The transcript has 5 exons. The record is from RefSeq and is a predicted model, not a curated record. Gene Ontology annotation, biological process: negative regulation of DNA-templated transcription. NCBI's taxonomy places the organism in Eukaryota, Metazoa, Arthropoda, Insecta, Lepidoptera, Pyralidae. Gene Ontology annotation, molecular function: transcription corepressor activity.